Messenger RNA from Alligator mississippiensis (American alligator), 3562 nucleotides. RefSeq lists its product as uncharacterized. Gene Ontology annotation, molecular function: RNA-DNA hybrid ribonuclease activity; RNA stem-loop binding. The record is from RefSeq and is a predicted model, not a curated record. Lineage: Eukaryota; Metazoa; Chordata; Crocodylia; Alligatoridae. The transcript has a single exon. The coding region runs from base 469 to 1206 and encodes 245 amino acids. Gene Ontology annotation, biological process: DNA integration.
CUAAGUACCAGGCGACUCUCCUGGAUCAAGGAGAUAUCCAGUUGCAAACCUCUAGUACCCUGAACCCAGCUACGUUGAUGCCAUUGGAACAGGACGAAGGAUUACAGCAUGAUUGCAUUGAAACUAUUGAGAGUGUGUAUGCUAGCUGGCCGGAUCUUAAAGAUGCCCCACUACCUAAUGCAGACCUUGAAUUCUACACAGAUGGAAGCAGCUUCAUGGACAAUGGAACCCGAAAGGCGGGAUAUGCCGUGGUUACAUCAUGGGAUACCGUGGAGGCAAACACCUUGCCUCCAAAUACCUCUGCACAGAAAGCUGAGCUUAUUGCACUGACCCGUGCUCUCCAUUUGGCAAAAGGAAAGAUAGCCACUAUAUACACGGAUUCGAAGUACGCCUUUGGAGUCUUACACGCCCACGGAGCUAUAUGGAAAGAGAGAGGACUCUUAACGGCAAGUAAAAGCCCAGUAAAGCAUGGAACAGAAACUACUUGAAGCCGUGAUGGAACCACUAGAGGUAGCUGUGGUGCACUGUAAGGCCCACCAAAAGGGAGAUGCUGACGUUAUUAAAGGAAAUCAACGAGCAGAUGCUGUGGCGAAAAAGGCAGCUAGAGGACAAGUUCAAGAGACUCAAAUGUUGGCAUUGAUGCCUCAGGUAGUGUUACCUGAGGAACCUCCCAAAUAUACUGAAAAAGAGAACCAACUCGCAGAGAAAUUGGGAAGCAAAGAACAACAAGAUGGAUGGUGGGUUUUGCCUGAGGAACAAGUCCUGAUGCCAAAACUGAUUCUUAGCAAAGUGCUCCAAGAGUACCACCAGAGCACCCAUAUGGGAGCUGACGCCAUGACCCAAGGUCUCCAAAGAAUUGUAGUGGGACCUAAGAUGAGAAAAACAGCAGAACAGAUAGUGCGUAGAUGCCCUGUCUGUUGUGCCAACAAUCCUAAGAUUUCCCCCAAACCUCCGCCAGGAGCAGGAAGGCAAGGACUAUUAGCAGGAGAAUGUUGGCAGAUAGAUUUCUCUGAAGUUCCCAGGAAGGGACACUACAAAUACCUGUUAGUGCUCAUGGACACUCUGACUGGAUGGACUGAGGCCUUCCUGUGCCGAACCAACCAAGCAAAAGAAGUGGUCUGGGUGAUGCUAAAAGAAAUGAUUCCACGAUUCGGAAUCCCAGAGGGAUUAGCCUCGGAUCAGGGCCACACUUUGUGUCGGAGGUGACCCAGGCAGUUUCCUGGGCUCUGGGGCUACAAUGGGACCUUCACACAUCAUGGAGACCGCAGUCAAGUGGACAGGUGGAACGAAUGAAUCAGACUCUAAAAAGACAGCUGGCUAAACUUUGCUAGGAAACUCAGUUGAAAUGGCCCGAAGCUCUGCCUCUUGCCUUGCUUAGAGUGCGCAUAGCCCCUAGAGCUAAAUUGGGAGUUAGUCCAUUUGAAUUAAUGUAUGGCAAGCCAUAUCCUAAGAAUCCAGUGGUGACGCAUGGGAGUCAAAUGCAUGUAAAAGGGGAAGGUUGGGUAAAAGAUUAUUUGUAUUCUUUGUCUGCUGUAUUGUCUUCUCUCCACAGGUAUGUCCAGGAAUGACUUCCACUCCCUCUAGAUACACCAGUCCGCAAGUUCCAGAUCGGAGACAAGGUACUGGUCCGGACGUGGAAAGACGAGCCGCUUCAGCCCAGGUGGAAGGGACCGUAUCCUGUGAUUCUUACUACUCACGCUGCAGUGAAGGUUCAGGGGGUAAAACCGUGGAUACACUACACUCGGGUGAAGGCCGCACCAGAAGUACCACCUGCAGGAGAAGUUGCUGAGAGUGUUGCACCGGAAGCCGACACAAACUGACACCGUUGGACAGCAGAGCCAGUAGAAGGACUUAAAUUUCUGUUUAAAUGUCAACCAUGUGGAAAGUAGUUCUUUGCAUAGGUGUAAUGUUUCUAGAGUCUAAGGGGUUGGUGCAUCAAAGGUUCGAGAAGAGUCAAAAUGUGUGGGUUCAUUUGGCAAAGGACGUAUUAAAUGUCACUCAUUUUUGUUUGGCAGGUGGAAUAUCAGUUGAUGAUAUUUUCACGUCAUGCCUUAUAGGGGUGCCCACUCCAAUGGAAGCUCCAGAAUCAGACUUGGUUCACAUCUGGGGGAAUAGGAGGUCCAAUCAAUUACACUAACAACUCCAUGUGGGGAACCAUUACCACAGAAAGAAACGCUAGUACCUUUGAAAUAGAUUUGUUGACAGUCACCUCCCCUGGUAACACCAGCUGUGCCAAUUUUGUGUACUGUACCCAAGCUUCCAAAAGCCUAACCAAAGAAAUGAAAAUUUUCAAUUGCUCAAACAUGACUAAUGUAUCUUGCAACUACGUUCAUGUUAUAUUACCCCAGGGGUGGUUCCUCCUUUGUGGGAAGACUGCCUAUUCAUAUACCCCAGCCAAUGCCACAGGAGGCCCUUGUGCUCUAGGCCGGUUGACUGUCUGGCUACCAGGUAUGCCUAAGAUCUCUAGUAAGCGUCACCGGAGAGGUUCGAAGGUGCUAGAUAAAUCCUGUGAUAGUGACAUAAACCUCCUGAGUGAGGCCGAGGUAGUGUCCUUAGCAGUUUUCCUAGUAGGGGUGCCAGGCCUAGUAGUGGAUGCUGAGAGGCAGCUUGGUAAGGUGGCCUGUGCCCUGGCAAAGGGCCUAAAUACAACUUCACAGGCCCUAGCUGCCCUCAAUAUUGAAAUGAAAGAACUAAGAGGAGCUACUCUGCAAAAUAGAGCAGCCAUAGAUUACCUGUUGCUGAGGCAUAACCACGGAUGUGAAGAGUUUGAGGGAAUGUGUUGUUUUAAUUUGACAGAUAACUCCUAGUUGAUAGAGUCAAAAGUGCAGAAGUUAAAAAAAGUUCUGUCCCACAUUAAGCAAGGGGAAGGGUUUGACUUCUCACGGCUUACUUCUUAGCUUCCUAAUUUUUCAUGGCUUAAGCAAAUUUUCCUAUUAAUUGUGGCAAGUAUGUGUAUUUUCUUGAUGAUCUGUUGUGGGAUACAGUGUGCGCCAAUGUGUUGUGAGAUACUCAAGAAAUCAAUUUCUUCCCCCGUUCACCGCGUGAUGUUUGUAAAAUCAUCAGUUACAAACCUGAUCCAAAACAAUCGGGAGGAAGCAAAAAGAUUUCUGGAGAUGAAAAAGAUAGUCGAGAACUAUGGGCCUUUUCCAUAAGGGCCAUAGUCUCGAAGUGGGGAUUUGAUGGGUACCCCUGAACUUUCACUAUGCAUUUUCUACUUUGGGAACAGCUUUGUAUGUUUUGAAAAGUAUUUUAUCUAACCAAGGGCAUAGAGUAGGUUGUUUAGGCUGGGGGAGAUCGCUUGUUGCUUAGUUGCUUAAUUGCUGGCCUCACUAGAAGGAAAGCUGUAUCAACAAAGUCCGGAGCUGGAAGGGGGGUUACUCGGGUGGGGAGCUGGAAGGGGGGUUACUUGCUGGGCUUGCUAUACAUUUCAUCACAUCAGCAAGUUUAACCUGUUACGUAGCUAUAUAAGGCAGACGUCCACUGAGGUGUGGGUGCUUGCUUUGCGAACGAUUGCCAAGCACCACUUUCUGCACAGAAAUAAAGAUUAAGUUGGAUCCUUCAA